AUGACUUCGGAUUCAGUUGCACACGGGAUCAGCGUAGCUGUAGUAAAGUUUAACCAUUUACAAACGAAUGAAACUCAACGCACAAUAUCAAUAGAUCCAUUAAAAGGCAAUCCUAGACCACUCGAAUUUCGGUUCACAUCCCUAUCGUAUAUUUCUGGUUGGUGGUGUGUUAAAAUGUUUGAAACUACAGCAUCUUGGCACGACAAUUAUCUGUGUACUAAUCGUGACAUCGAUUUACAUUGGAUAUGGGACAAUCGUGCAUGUCGCCGUGAUCUAAAGUGUGUGGCUACUGCGGAGCCUGCAGACAGUCGAUGGAAUGAUAAUCAAUUAUGCGUUCCAACAAAGUCAAACGUUGAACUUAUGUGGUCGUACUGUGGAGCAUUGAAUUCUAUAAAUUUUAUUCAAUUGUAUGAUCCUGCUGCACCAGGAUCAGGGUUGCCACCUCAUCAGGUCAGAAAAGCGGAAAGUUUGAUCAAAAAGAGCGGGAAAUAG
Molecule: messenger RNA, 492 nt
Organism: Rotaria socialis
Lineage: Eukaryota; Metazoa; Rotifera; Eurotatoria; Philodinida; Philodinidae
Source: the annotation of a GenBank genome assembly